Messenger RNA from Cynoglossus semilaevis (tongue sole), 2615 nucleotides. It is a transcript of the gene rpz4, whose product is annotated as rapunzel 4. The coding region runs from base 497 to 1672 and encodes 391 amino acids. The record is from RefSeq and is a predicted model, not a curated record. NCBI's taxonomy places the organism in Eukaryota, Metazoa, Chordata, Actinopteri, Pleuronectiformes, Cynoglossidae. The transcript has 3 exons.
ACACAAUCGAUCGAGUUCUUCGGUAAAUGCCAUAUGUCCCGUUAAGUAUUCUUUAAUAUAUUUAGACAAACAAUAAAAAAAAUGUUAUUUUCUAUUUAGGUAUGUUUCUGUGACGUCGGUUGCCAACCCUGGUGUCACUAUUAUAAACGCAAAAGCUUCACUGUUUUCCCGGAAGCGUCAAACUUUUACAGACGUCACCACUCACACUUGAGCUGAAUUUGUAACAAAAACCGCAUGUGUGGUAAGACACUAUGUUUAUUAGGCUUUUCCCACGGCUGAAUAACUAAUACAAUUAGAACUCUGGUGUCCAGUGGGAUCAAUACGUUUCCCAUUAGGAGGAUGCUUUUUACAGUGUUAGAGUUCCUUUCUGUGUGGGGGAGGGUGACACUGCGGUUGGUCACAUUCGUUGGAAUUUAAGCUGUGUGGUAAGAGGAACAGGAGAAGGAGAAGGCUACAGUUCAACAGAAAAAGACAGAACCAGAAUUAACCAGCGAAGAUGGCCGACAAGCUACAGAAGCUCGUGGCAGACAAGAAGGACACGGUUGAGACAGUGAUGGAAAUGUUUGAAAAAGGCGCAGAGGUAGUGGCCAGUAUUGCCGGUGACCUCUUCCCAGUUUUCUCCAUUGCCGCACCACUGGUCAAACUGGCUCUCGACAAUGUGGAGAGCAAAGAGGCCGCGUUCAUGAAAGAGCAGUUCCAGAAAGUGCGGGAGCGCCUCGAGGUUGUUUCCGAGGAGAUGCAGAGGAUUAACGAGGAGAUCAAAAAGAGUGGAAUGGAUGCCACAUAUUUCCCAAUAGAAGAGAACAUCACCAACCAAUUCAGAAAGUACAUGGACAUCCUGAACGCCAAACCCAAGUUCAGAGAGGUCAAGAAGAAGCUCUUCCUUGAUCAUUUUGCCAAAACGGGGGGGGACAAAAACCUCAACACUUUGUACAACGUUGUCACGGGUAAUAGCUUCUCUGGGGAGUCUGUGCUGGAGAUCACGCUGAACUACGAGGAGAAGAGUCGGCGUCCUUUGGAGGACUUCUGUGCUAGGCUAAAGAAGCUUUUUUGCAUUGGGCUAAUAGCACUGUUGGGCCACGCCGCUCUCAAGGGAUACGACGAGGAGGACAUUCUUCUGAAAGACUGGUCGGAGAAAAUGCAAAACGUCCAGUCCAAAAUCAAUGCUGUGAUCGAAGACUGCAUUGUCAGUUUUCCCAAACAGGCUGAGCAAGAUUGCCGUCGCCUGGUGAGAGACCAAUCGGGAGCAACAAGCCAGCAGCUAGCUGAUGCUUUGAUCGAGCACCUAAAAAAGAAGUAUGACUGGGUGUUCUGGUCUGUGCGUGUAUUCAGGUCACCUAUGGGCCUGUUUGCCAACAAAAAGGAUUUCCACUGCCCAACAGGGAAGACUCGCUUCCAGGUUCCGACAUCGGAGGAGAAGCUGAACGUCUGGGUGUCCUACAGCUCCUCGCCCGAGCCAGUGGACAAGGAUUGUAUCCAGCACCUGAUCCAGAGUCAGAAGAAACACACUGUGGUGGGGCUAUCAGAGCUCUUGUUUGAGAAGAUUCCAGGUGACCACGUGGUCCACACAGUAAAAACCAACAAAGAUCUGGCCUGUGCUUGGAGCUUCAGCAACGAGCUCCACUACUGGGAUGAAUACAAAAACAUCUUUAUUUGCGUUCACUCCGCUUAAAUACCAAACAACUCUCAAUCAUUUAUAUCAAUUUGCCAAGUCUAUUAAGUGCCUUCACCUGUAAUCCUGCCACACACACAUAUAUAUAUAUAUUUAUAUAAAUAUAUAUUUUCUCAAUAAUUAUAAUUUCAUUUAAAAAAAGGGUGUCUUAAAAACAAAACACAAGUCUUUCCCACUGAUUAAUGAGAAUGUAGCUGUUUAGCUUGAGUUGUUGAGCAGUGACUUGGACCCCGUUCAAGGCAUGUAGUGAAACAUAGAGCAAGAGAAAAUGGCUCCAGGCCAUCAACAGCAGAAGCACGUCUCUUACGUAAUGUAUUGUGAAGGGUGUUUGGUGUAUGAAAGUGACUGGUUAAUGGCACUGGUUGCUUUGUGCCCCCUUCAGAACUUGAUACAUGUCAAUAUCAGUAUAAAAGCCUUUACACAUAACUAUAGAAAUUGGUGUGACAGAAUUUUUUUUUUAAGAAUGACAAAGUGUCUAGUGUACAACAGUAACAAAACAAAGCCAGGAACAUAGACAGGCUCACUGUGCGUUUUGAAAUAAACACUCUAUAUGUUGGUUCCCUUUCGUUUUAUUCUAUUUCGUGUGACCUUGUCAGAGAAUGUUUUUCGAUACAGUAGUGCUUUGUAUUGCUUUAUUGUUGCCUGUUAUUAUUCAUUUCAUUAUGUCUAAUGCAUUUUAUCAGGACUGUCAAUUGAUUUUAAAAUUUUGAUCGGGUUAAUCGUAGGAGGGCUAUGGGGUAGUCGUGAUUAAUUAGGAUUGUAAGUUUGGAUUAAUCGUGGUAAAUGUUCAUUUUAUAAUUCUGACCUUUUCUGUAAUUUUUUUUCUGUAUGUUGCUGGAACAGAAAGACAAAUAAGAGCAGGUGCAGUAGAUGUACGUGUUUCACAAUUUUUUUUAUCUUUGACUAAUCCAAAUGUUGGAAUCAUAAAAUCCUACCAAAAAUA